This is a messenger RNA of Zeugodacus cucurbitae (melon fly), 4623 nucleotides long. It is a transcript of the gene Top1, whose product is annotated as DNA topoisomerase 1. Gene Ontology annotation, molecular function: DNA binding; DNA topoisomerase type I (single strand cut, ATP-independent) activity. The record is from RefSeq and is a predicted model, not a curated record. Gene Ontology annotation, biological process: DNA replication; chromosome segregation; DNA topological change. The coding region runs from base 252 to 3248 and encodes 998 amino acids. NCBI's taxonomy places the organism in Eukaryota, Metazoa, Arthropoda, Insecta, Diptera, Tephritidae. Gene Ontology annotation, cellular component: chromosome; nucleolus. The transcript is spliced from 8 exons.
AUCACACAAUCUACUCUAGUACAUUCAUUCGACACACACAGAAUUUUUCUAAGUUCCAUUUUGUGUGGCGAGGCGAGACUUUGAAAAUUUUCAUAGCACUUUUGCCUUUGCCGUGUGGCUCGUUGCUUUUACAUUUCAUCUCGUGUUAAGUGGCUGAAAUAAGUAAUUUUUAGCUGCUAAUCAAAGCAGAUAAGUGUGUGCGUGGAAUCUUCGGAAUUUUCGUGUGAAUUUUCGUUGUCGAGACUGUAAAAAUGAGCGUGGAUGUGGCACCCGAGAAUGACAUCAAGACUCAGAAUGGGUCAUCUGAGCUGGUGCAAGUGAAUGGUGUCAGUAAUGGUCAUCACAGUGGUAGCAGCAGUAGUAGUAAACAUAAAUCUUCGAGUAAGGAUAAACAUCGUGAUCGCGAACGUGAUCACAAAAGUUCAAGCUCAAGUUCGAAAGAUCAUAAGAGUAGCAGUCGCGAUAAAGAUAAACACCAUAGCAGUUCAUCGUCCAGUAGUAAGGAUAAACAUCGGGAUAAAGAACGCGAUGGCAAGCAUAGCUCCAGUUCAAGUUCGAGUCAUCGUGAUAAAGACAAAGAUAGACAUAAAACAUCAUCGUCAUCGUCAAGCUCUCACAAAAGCUCUUCAAAGGAUAAGGAACGCAAAGAUAAAGAUCGCGAACGCAAAGAGAGUAGUAGCUCCUCUUCGAGUAAAGACAAAGACAAGGAACGAGAUCGCCACCACAAAUCGUCUUCAUCCUCCUCUAGCUCACGGGAUAAGGAUAAGGAUCGCCAUCGUAGUUCAUCAUCUUCGAAACAUAAACAUUCCAGCUCUAGUUCUUCAAAAUCUUCAUCUGUUGACAAAUCCAAAUUAAUAGAUGGGGAAUUCAUUAAACCAGAGCCGAUCUCACAGCCUCUAUAUGAUUCACAGUCAAAUGGUUAUAAUACUGAUUUUGCAGCACUUCGACGAGAGCAAGUUGGUAAUGAUUACAUGGACGAAUCAAAUACUGGUUUUGAGAACGGUCAUGGCAAAGAUGGUUAUGAAGAAAAGCCAGAUAUUAAGAUGGAAGAACAAAAUAUUAAUAUUUCGCAAGCGAGCUCAUGUGACUAUUCAAUGUCGCAGUUUAAAGAGGAUGAGCCUUCGUUUGUCGUAAAAGAGGAGGCCAGCGCUGACGAAGAUAGUAUGUUCAAACAGGAGCCGGAAAAUCAAGAGUAUGAGGAUGACGAGGAAGAUGUCCCAUUGGCUAUGCGUAAGGCAAAUGCUAAACCGAUUACUCCAGUUGUUGAGGACGAGGAGGAUGAAGAGGAUAUACCACUAGCAAAGCGAAAAAUAAAAGCGGAGGUGGAGGAAGAUGACGAUGAGGAUGUGCCAUUGUUGGCAAGAAAGAAGGCUAAGAAAGAGUCAUCGUCAGGGAAGACCAAGAAUAAAAAGAAACGUGUUAAGGAAGAGGAAGAAGAGGAAUAUGGGGAAUCAAAACCCAAGAAGAAGAAGGCCAAGAAGACCGAGCCGCAGACGCAAGUUAAACAGGAGACUACUACUCCAACUAAACGCAAGAAGAAGGAGGAAGAAGAAGAGGAAGUCUGGAGAUGGUGGGAAGAAGAGAAGCGUGAAGAUGGUGUAAAAUGGAAUACAUUAGAGCAUAAAGGACCUGUUUUUGCGCCACCAUAUGAACGUGUACCGAAAAAUGUACGUUUCUAUUACGAUGGCAAACCCAUGGAGUUGUCUUCAGAGACUGAGGAGGCAGCAACAUUCUAUGCAAAAAUGUUAAACCAUGAUUACUGCACAAAACAAAUUUUCAAUGACAACUUCUUCAAAGAUUUUCGAAAGACUAUGACAUCGAAAGAACGUGAAAUAAUAAAAGACUUCAACAAGUGCAAUUUUGAGGAAAUGUUCAGAUUUUUCACUGCAGAAUCCGAGAAACGUAAGGGUGCUUCAAAAGAGGAAAAACUGGCUAAAAAGUUGGAAAAUGAAGCCUUAAUGAAGGAGUACGGCAUAUGCAUCAUUGAUGGCCACAAAGAAAAGAUCGGAAAUUUCAGAUUAGAGCCGCCAGGUCUGUUUCGUGGUCGUGGUGAACAUCCCAAAAUGGGUAUGAUUAAGCGGCGAAUUCAAGCUGAAGACGUGUCUAUUAACUGUGGUAAAGAAUCGAAAAUUCCACCACCACCAUCGGGUCACCGAUGGAAGGAGGUGCGUCAUGAUAACACAGUUACAUGGUUGGCAUCGUGGACAGAGAAUGUGCAAGGUCAAGUGAAGUAUAUUAUGUUAAAUCCCUCGUCGAAGUUGAAAGGUGAAAAGGAUCACAUUAAAUAUGAAACUGCCCGACGUUUAGCUAAAUCUAUAGACAAAAUACGUGCCACAUAUCGUGAUGAAUGGAAAUCGAAAGAGAUGCGUGUACGCCAACGGGCCGUCGCUUUGUAUUUCAUUGAUAAAUUGGCGCUAAGAGCUGGUAAUGAAAAGGACGAGGAUCAAGCUGAUACCGUAGGUUGUUGUUCGCUGCGCGUUGAACACGUUAAGCUUGAAAAACAAUUAAACGGUAAAGAGAAUGUCGUCAUAUUCGAUUUCCUGGGUAAAGAUUCAAUUCGCUACUACAACGAAGUUGAGGUUGAGAAACGCGUCUUCAAGAAUCUAGAACUCUUUUUGGAGAACAAAAAGGAAGGAGACGAUCUAUUCGACCGUCUUAACACGCAAGUGCUCAAUGAACAUUUAAAGGAGCUUAUGGAAGGACUCACUGCCAAAGUGUUCCGUACCUACAACGCCUCAAUUACAUUACAAAACCAGUUAGAUUUACUUACCGAAGAGAGUAUGUCGCCUGCGGAGAAGUUACUUGCCUAUAACCGCGCCAAUCGUGCAGUAGCCAUAUUGUGUAACCAUCAGCGUUCAGUGCCCAAGGGACAUGAAAAAUCAAUGGAGAACUUGAAGGAGAAGAUACGUCAGAAGCGCGAUUUGAUUGAGGACGCCGAGUCGGAGUAUCAUGAUCUUAAGAAAGCUGCUAAGCGUGGUUCGGUAAAAGAGCGUGUUAUGGCUGACAAGAAGGCAAAGACGUUGGAAAGACUAAAAGAGCAGUUAAAGAAAUUGGAAUUACAAGAGACUGAUAGGGAUGAGAACAAGACAAUUGCAUUGGGCACCUCCAAGUUGAACUAUUUAGAUCCACGUAUUACAGUCGCAUGGUGCAAAAAGCAUGGCGUGCCAAUUGAAAAAAUCUUCAAUAAAACUCAAAGAAAUAAAUUCAUGUGGGCUAUACACAUGGCAGAUGAGAAUUAUCGCUUCUAAAUACAAACGCAGUAAUGUAGUAUACGUCUGAAAUCGCAUACGGCUGCAAGUACGACGUGAAAACUAGUUAAAUAUUGAAGGUUUAAUGCAGCAUUCUGCUCCCGAAUGCUGCGGCACUACUACUACUACUACCACCACCCACCACUUAACACGCUGUAGAUGAAUGCAUGAUGAAUUUAAGAGAUGAAAAUAUCAAAUUCGGCAACGUCAUUAAUGCUGCUGUCAAUGCAGCAGACGCAAGUUGAGAGUACGGAGACAUUAACAUAUGCCUCAAACUAUUUCAUAUAAUAUAUGUAUGAAUUAACUCUACAUACAUACAUAUAUAUAUAUAUAUAUAUAUAUACAUAUUAUCCAUAGUAUAUAACGUUUAGUAAGUAACAAUCAACUUAUUUCAUUAUUAACUAAAAUAGACACAACAACAAUACUUGCAAUACAUUUGAAUACAUAAUUGAAUAUGUAUGUCUAGUUAUGUAAGUUAAUAGGAAUACAUAUAGUUUGCCAUUUGAUGUGUGAAUGGCAACAGACUGUUCUCCUUAUUAUCAUCAUGAACACCACACACACACAAACACACACACACCACACGCAAACAAAAAAAAUACAAAAACAAACAAAAACAUUUAGUAAAACGUAUUUAACGUACAAACUUUAGGAAUUUUUGAAAGUAACAAUUUUGUUUUAUUUAUAAAUUAAAAAACACACAAAAAAAACGUAAAUUAAAAUGAAAAAAACUACAUAUUUCAAUGAAAGUGCAACACAGCGAAUGCAACAGCGACAAGGCGUUUUUGAUUUUUACUGCAACAGUGAACACUAAUUAAGUUUUAGUAGAAAUUUUGUUUUUAAAGCAUAUACACAUACAUAAAUACUAGUGUGUUUACUUUUUUGAUUUUUCCUCAAGGAAGGGCACAUCACUGCAUAUACAAUACGUACAUUAAUACGUACAUAUACAUAUAUAUAUAUAUAUCUACUAUAUAUAUAUAUAUAUGUGUUAAACAAACAUUAUUUGAGUUAAAUCAAUUUUUAGCAUAAUUCAUAACAAUUUUAUCUUAUCUAAAUGUAAGAAAAUACACUAUAUAAAUAAUAAUAAUAAUAAUUUAUAAGUAGUCAGAGCAGGAGUGGGGGAAACGCCGCUUCGUUACUCGUUACACUCACAUAUCAUAUGUAUGUGAGGUAAAUGAAACAAAAACCUAUCAAUGUAGCGGGCUAAUUCAGAAUUUUCCCCAAUUUAUGUGUAAUAAUUUAGAUUCGAUCUUAAAUGCAAGUAUGCAAACAUUUGGCGUAUGCAUUGAAAACAAAACAAAAAAAAAAAAAAGAAACAAAAACAAAAACGAGACAUUUAAUUAAACAAGAAAAUAAAAUAAGCAACACAUGCAAUUUA